Malassezia globosa CBS 7966 is the source of this 1071-nucleotide messenger RNA. RefSeq lists its product as uncharacterized. The record is from RefSeq and is a predicted model, not a curated record. Gene Ontology annotation, cellular component: nuclear origin of replication recognition complex; nucleus. Gene Ontology annotation, molecular function: DNA replication origin binding. The coding region runs from base 1 to 1071 and encodes 356 amino acids. The transcript has a single exon. Lineage: Eukaryota; Fungi; Basidiomycota; Malasseziomycetes; Malasseziales; Malasseziaceae. Gene Ontology annotation, biological process: DNA replication; DNA replication initiation.
AUGUGGCCUCUUCUUGCCGAGAUGAUGGGCUGUCAGGGCAAGGUCAUGGUCGUGUUUGUGUCGCCGUUAUCAUGGGCAUCAUUCCGAAGCACGAGUGGGCGGACUAUGUCAACAAGUCCUUUGUGCAUCAGGAUUCCGCGCCUCCCACGAGAUGAUGUGCUUGCCCUCCUGGAUCAAGAUGCAGAAACCGCCCUCACGCACGUGCCUGAUGGAAUCGACUUUGGAUUGUAUCGCGUUGUAUGUCAAGUAUUCUACGACACUGUCAAAGACACUAUCCGCGACGAGUAUGAGAUACGGAUUCUCUAUACACAUUUAUGGCGUAAGCUAAUGAGUGUCGUGCAUGCGAAAGGUGUCAGGCCCAAUAUGCCAUCGCUCAUGCCACACAUCAGCGAGCUUUGUCGAGAUGCGCUGGCCCGCGUCGCGCCAAGACAUGUGGGGCCGUCGGCAUGGGCCUUGGACUCCAAUGUGACAAAACCUGAAAGUGCCUUGAUGGCAUUGCCGUCCCGCACAGGAUUUGGUGUCAUGCAAGCUUUUCUGCUCAUUUCUGCGUUCCUUGCCUCCUACAACCCCGCCAUUACCGAUGUUAAAUAUUUCGUUCGCGAGCUUAAAGUAUCGAGGAAGAGGCGACGCGGAAAGGCACAAAAGGCGGCACAAGAAGCACUCAUGGAAAUGGAAGGUAUGACAGAGAUCUUCGAUCGAACGCAAUUCUGGGGCCCUCGGCCUUUUACACUUGAGCGAGUCUUGGCCAUGUAUCAUGCGCUCCUUGCAGACUUUGAGCUAGAUCUUAACGAAGACGGCCUCUUGGCACCUGCCGAGCGUGCAGCACGAACGAGUGACAACAAAGCGGAGCUGAAUUUGGAGCACGUCGCUGGAGAGUUCUGGAGCCGUUCGUCGACGGCUCUAGCUGAGUUGAAUGAACUCGUGCGACAACAGCUGAUUGUGCGCAUUUCACCUGCCAACAAGCUUGGUGCGAUGCAAUACCGAGUAAAUGCAUCAUUCGAAUAUGUGUACCAAGUGGCUGUAGCAGUAGGUUUCCCUCUGAGAGUGUGGCUUUGGGACACGUACACUUAA